AUGCCGCAAUCAGAAGAAGCCCAGAGGCCCCUCCUGGCCGACUCUCACCAAGAGUACGGCGCGACCACCGACGACGGCCCGGACCGCGCCGUCCCUCCAGAACUCAUCGGCGAGGAACGCGGCGGCACCUUCACUCGCAACCUGGGCACCAUCGACGCCUUCGCCAUCGUCAUCAGCAUCGUCAUCGGCAGCGGCAUCUUCACCUCCCCGGGCUCCAUCGACACCAAUGUGCCCUCGCCCGGCGCCGCUCUGGUCGUCUGGCUCGUCGGCGGCGUGCUGGCGUGGACGGGCGCCAGCGCCAUGGCCGAGCUGGGCACCGCGAUCCCUGGCGAGGGCGGCGUGCAGCCCUUCCUGCGGUACAUCUACGGCGACGUGUUCGGGUUUCUCGCGGCGUGGACUUGGAUCGUGGCCGUCAUGCCCGCGACGCUCGCCAUCCUCUCCAUCGUCUUCGUCGAGAGCAUCUUCUCCGCCGGCGGGGUGACGGACCAAGCGGGCGCCGUCUCGCACAAGCUGUUCUCGAUUCUCAUCCUCAUCAUCAUGAACGGCGCCAACUCCAUCAGCACCAAGGCCAGCACCCGCCUCAACAACCUCUUCGUGGUCACCAAGUUCGUCAGCAUCGCCGCCGUCGUGCUUGCCGGGAUCAUCGUGGUCAUCCUCCAGGCCUCGGAUCAUGAUGGGGACAUUGGCGGACGGGACUGGUUCAACAGGCCGUGGUUCGAGAACCGCAACACCAUUCUGCCGGGCGGCGGUGAGAUCGACUGGAGCAAGAUCGGGGCGUGGGAUAUGCUUGGCUUCUACUCGGCUGCUCUGUACGGCGCUCUCUGGGCCUACUCGGGCUGGGACAAGGCCAUCUACGUCACGGCGGAACUUCAAGAACCCGCCCACCAGCUGCCUCUCGCCAUCAACUCUGCGGUGCCGACGAUCAUUAUCUGCUUCAUCGCGGCGAAUGCGGCUUACUACAUCCUCCUCCCCUGGUCCGUCGUUUCCACGACGGACAGCGUCGCAGUGACCGCUAUCAACCGCCUUCUCGGGCCCGCUUUCGGCAUCGUCGCUGCAAUCCUCAUCUGCCUCGUCGUUGCCGGCUCCCUCCUCGGCAACUCCUUCGUGGCAGGCCGCAUGACGGUCGCCGCCUCCAACUUCAACUGGCUCCCCAAGUUCCUCGGCUUCGUCGGCCGCGUCGGCGUCAAGUCCGACGAGAGCUCCCCAGCCGAAUCAUCUGACGAGUCUGAAGGUCUUACCAAGGAGAAGUCGGACGCGCCCCUCAACGCCCUCCUCUUGUCCACGAUCCUGUCAGCCUUAUACAUUCUCUUUGGCAACUUCCGCGCUCUCCUCACCUUCAACGGCCUGGGCGAGUACACCUUCUUCUUCCUGACGGUCUUCGGCUCGAUCAUCCUCCGGUUCCGGGAGCCGAUGCUGCGCCGGCCGUACAAGCCGUUUGUGCUCAUUCCUGUGGUGUUCGCUGUUGUGAGCGGUUUCGUGGUGGUCAGAGGCGCCAUCUUCGCCCCUGUUCAAGCUCUGAUUUUGAUUGUGCUGUGGCUCGUCGGGCUCGGCUUCUACUGGGCCAGAAGGAAGUAUGCUGCGAGAAGUGCGAGAGUUGAGUAG
Messenger RNA from Colletotrichum karsti, 1602 nucleotides. RefSeq lists its product as uncharacterized. The transcript has 2 exons. Lineage: Eukaryota; Fungi; Ascomycota; Sordariomycetes; Glomerellales; Glomerellaceae. Gene Ontology annotation, cellular component: membrane. Gene Ontology annotation, biological process: amino acid transmembrane transport. The record is from RefSeq and is a predicted model, not a curated record. The coding region runs from base 1 to 1602 and encodes 533 amino acids. Gene Ontology annotation, molecular function: L-amino acid transmembrane transporter activity.